AUGGGUGUUCAGGCACCUGAGUCCUGCCUGAAUACUGCCACCCCUUGCCACCCCUUGCUACCCUCCCACACACAGGAAGACAGUGAACAAAUUCAAAGGCCAGGCCCUGCAGCCACAGUUGUGCCUGUCUUCCACCCUUCUUGCCCACAGUCCUUCUUUGCAGAGAGAUUCUUUGCCCUGUUUGACUCUGAUGGAAGUGGCACCAUCACCCUCCAGGAGCUGCGGGACGCACUGACCCUGCUCAUCCACGGCAGCCCAUACAUCUUCCAGGUGUAUGACAUCGAUGGCAAGGGCUCUUCCUGGGUUGUGUGUGCAUGGCAGGGGGCGUCUGCAGGUACAGAGUGGGGUGCUGAGGCAGGCCCCCACUCGGCCUCAUCCCCACUCGGGACAAGCAGCGGCUCCAUCGACCCGGAGGAGCUGCGCACGGUGCUGCAGUCGUGCCUGCGCGAGAGCGCCAUCUCGCUGCCCGACGAGAAGCUGGACCAGCCGACAGCGCUGUUCUAGUCGGCGGACACGGGAGGCAGCGGGGCCAUCACCUUCGAGGAGCUCCGGGACCAGCUGCAGCCCUUCCCUGGAGUCACGGAGAACCUGACCAUCAGCGCUGCCCACUGGCUGACACCACCCACCUCCCGCCCACACCCACGCCGGCCGCGCCCACUGGCCCGAGCCUACUGGCACAACCACAGCAGCCAGCUGCUCUGCUACGCAGGCCUCCACGUGCUGCUCUUCGCGCUGGCGGCAAGCACGCACUGGGACCUCUGCACCGGCGUCAGUGGCUGCGGUCAGUGCCUUAACUUGGACUGCAGCUUCAUCGAGGUGCUGAUGCUCAGACGCUGCCUCACCUGGCUGCGAGCCACGUGGCUGGCUCAAGUCCUACCACUGGACCAGAACAUCCAGUUCCACCAGCCCAUGGGCUAUGUGGUGGUGGGACUGUCUCUCAUGCACACCAUGGCUCACAUUGUGAACUUUGCACUCCAGGCUCAGGCAGAGGCCAGCCCUUUCCAGUUCUGGGAGCUGCUGCUCACCACAAGGCCUCGAAUUGGCUGGGUGCACAGCUCAGCCUCCCCGACAGGCGUUCUGCUGCUGCUGCUCCUCCUCAUGUUCAUAUGCUCCAGCUCGGGCAUCUGCAGGAGUGGCCAUUUUGAGGUGUUCUGUUGGAGUCACCUGGCCUACCUCCUCAUGUGUAUUCUGCUCAUCCUUCAUGGGCCCAACUUCUGGAAGUGGCUGCUGGUUCCUGGAAUCUUGUUUUUCCUGGAGAAGGCCAUCGGGCUGGCAGUGUCCUACAUGGCAGCCAUGUGCAUCGUGGAAGUCAACCUCCUCCCCUCCAAGGUCACCCAUCUCCUCAUCAAGUGGCCCCCUUUCUUUCACUAUAGACCUGGGGACUACUUGUAUCUGGACAGUCCCACCAUCACUCACUGUGAGUGGCUCCCCUUUACCAUCAGCAGUGAUCCUGAGCAGAAAGACACUAUCCGGCCCCAAGGCCAGUGGACAAACAGGCUGUAUGAGUCCUUCAAGGCAUCAGACCCACUGAGCUGUGGUUCCAAGAGGCUGUCGAGGAGUGUGACAAUGAGAAAGAGUCUGAGGUUGUCCCAGGUAGGUGGUUGCUGGAGGGAAGGGGUCCACCCUGCUGGCAAGCCCACAGAGACCAAGCUGCCUCUUUCUCCUCAGUGAGUAUCAAUUAUUGAGCAACUGCUGUGUACACAAAUGGCAGCACAA
Molecule: messenger RNA, 1716 nt
Organism: Callithrix jacchus (white-tufted-ear marmoset)
Lineage: Eukaryota; Metazoa; Chordata; Mammalia; Primates; Cebidae
Source: RefSeq, a predicted model, not a curated record